CAUGACCUUGUAUCCAAGAGCAUCCCGAAGUCAGGUCAAAUCACGCAGUAAUUAUCGCGAUUUAAUAAUAGAAAUAAUUGGAAUUAAGUGAGUAGUGGCAGAUGGCACCGAGAGUGUUAAUAGCUCCAAUUACGAAUAAUAUUGCAACAAUAAUUGCUUGUUUACAUGGGAAAUGGUAAUGUUGGUGGAGUGAUUCAUCAUCACAUAAUGGGAUUAAUCUCUAGAUGAUUAAAGGAAAAAGAAAAUAAAUUUCGUCUGAUUUCUCUAAAAAAUCCUGAGGGCUGAAUAAAUGACUAAGUAAUUGUCACCAUCGAGGAAUUGAAUGCAGGGACCAUUGAAUUGAUAAUUUCUGGUGAUGUCCACCAGUUUUUCAUGAUGAAAUCACAUAAAAUUUACGGUAUGUGGAGGCGGGAAGCCGGUAAAUAGUGAUUUUCAUUACAAAAACCUGUAGACUCCAUAUUUACGUGGUGGUGGGUCACGUGGAUCAUCCGUUGCCCAAUGACAAUCUCUCCCCCGUGUUUUCCUCUUGUCUGGCACUCACCAGAGUUGUUUACAUGUUGGAUGCUGUCAACAGCCACACGAAUUAAAUAGAUUCUAUCAAUUGUGGUGAUCCUCGUGGAGAAAUUUCCACUGCUGGGUCAUGAGCUCAACAAUUGUGGAGGAUGUGCCGGUAAUUUAUUUUACUGAGCUGUGAUCAAGUAGAAUGAUGGAGACUCAAAAAGAGGAUGACAAUCAGGUAUCUAUAUCCUUGAAGAAGGAGGAACUCCCAUCGUCAAGCGAAAAACCAACGGAUUCUAAGAAUCAAACGAAAAUCGUCAGGGGGACGAAGAAAAUGAGGAUCGACUCCACAGACUCUACCCAACCUACUGAGAAAAAAGAAAUCAAAGAGGAGGACGGAGACGCGAAAAUUGUGCGUUCCUUAAAACGCUCCUGCGAGUUAUGGUCCCUAGAAGACAAGAACACCUUCUUCAAGGCAGUAAACGAAUUUGGCAAGGACUUCGACGCCCUCCAGACGUAUUUUCUCGCUCAGGGUAAAAAGAAAGGCCUCCCAGAAACGAUGACGAAGAACAAGGAGCAAAUUCGCCACUUUUAUUACCGCACCUGGUUGAAAAUCUCGAAGCACCUCAAGUUCUCUGAAGAGGUGAAGAAAGCAUCACAAGAGAUAUAUGGCCUGAUAAAUUACGGUGAACUCCGGAGGAAAUUGCCACGAAUUCACGAAAAGGUUCUGCUGAAACUCAACGAGUUGAUAUUCUGGGGCUCGACACAGGUUCGCCUCCGAGGAAAAACGAUGAGAAUCAAGACCCCUAUCUGCAGGGCCCUGAGAAAACUCAAUCAACUGGAGGAUUGGCAGGAAGAGAUAAAGCUGCCAUCCAGAGUAACUGUGGAGCUUCGUCCUGGAAAUAACUCUACUUGGUGGGAGGUACAGGCACACGCCAUGAAUCCUCGAGUGAGAACACUAUUGCCAAUUCAACGAAGAUUGUCAACUCUCCUGGGUUUUCUCCAGCAACGCUGGAGGCCAGCCAAGUACAUAGUAUCCCCGAGCCUAGAGAACGAGGUCGUGGACUCGAGGGAGCCAAAACUACUGAGGGUUGCUCCUCAGGAGAGCACUAAAAUCACUCUGCCAAUGGUGAACCUGGGAGAGUACCUCACCAGCAAUUCUGUCAGCUUCAACUCUUAUGAGGGACGUCUGGGGCUUAAAUCCUCGAGAUUAGAGCUUCUCGGAUCGGUACAGCAUCUCAAAGGUGUCGGCAAAAAGUCCCUGAAGAAAAAGGACAAAAGACUCUCCAGAACGGAGGACCCAAUGUCCUCAGUUGAUAACAAUAGUGAUCUUGAUGGAAUUGAAAGCAAUGUACAUCAGGAGAAGAGCCUCUUCGCAUCUCAUGUUGUCAGAAAUUAUGGUGAGGCGACAGAGCCCAACAGGUUUCCAGGGCGGGAGACUGUGGAGAGGAUUCGAGAGGGAUGGACUAUUGAUGAAGCGAAUAGCAUUACUGUUGGGGAUUUGUUCUUGAUGUUUGGGAGGGACAGCAAGAUCACUCUGGAGUACUGGUGGGACUGCCCUGGGUCCUCAGAGGGCGCCAGAGACCGAGCCAAGCAAGACGAUGGACUCUCCCUCGCCCUGAGGAAGCUUUUGUCUAUUGCUAAACACAAUUAUGGCACCAGUAAGGUCUAUGAGAAUGCUGGAAGCAAUGAGACUGUGAUAUCCUCGAGAAUGCCAUCUGCCAAGGAUUCAACCUUCAGACGACCUCUCAUCCCUCAGCCCUAUCAUCGGAUUGGAAGUCAUGAUGCCUUUAAGACGCAAUUGGAUAAAUUCACGAGCCGGUUCAGCAAACGAGGGAGGACUGUCAGACAGAGGAGUCUGAUUGUCCAGAGGACUCUUCCUGUUGUUGUCAGGCACGAAGAGGAGGUGAUGGAGAUCGAUGGGGAGGGCAAUGUCCCUGAGGUCUCUCAACAGGCUGAACAAUUCCUAUCUGCACUUGGAGAAACUUCCAAAGCAAACUCCAUCAUCACUAGUGCCACACAGAUCCUCAAAGAGGGCGAGGGACAGUGGCUGAAUAGUGAGGUCGCUGAUUACUCGUUAAGCAGCUUUUUGGGGCAAUUCGAAUCACCUGUCAAAGGAUCUCAGAGGAGCCAGGCUAGCAUGGGUCUUGGGGAUGGACGUCCUUCGUCUGAUGUUGUCAGUCAAAUGCAAUGUCUGAUGGGUGAGAGCAGUGUCGAUUACAUGGCGAAAUUCGCCAACUUGGCCUCGCAAAUAGCCUCAGACGAUCAGGAGACGUGAGCCCCAUGCCAAAACCCCACCGAAAUGUUUCAUUUUUGCGAGGAAAUCCAAGCAAACAGAGUCAUCAAGUCUUAUCCUUGAGCGACGUUUUUCAAUUUUAUAUAAAACUCGAUUGUGACAACCCAUUGUAAUAUAUCUCAUGUAAUAAAGUGUAAUUAUGACCAUCAA
This is a messenger RNA of Fopius arisanus, 2944 nucleotides long. It is a transcript of the gene crm, whose product is annotated as cramped chromatin regulator. The transcript is spliced from 3 exons. The record is from RefSeq and is a predicted model, not a curated record. Bases 704 to 2776 code for a protein of 690 amino acids. Gene Ontology annotation, molecular function: chromatin binding. Lineage: Eukaryota; Metazoa; Arthropoda; Insecta; Hymenoptera; Braconidae. Gene Ontology annotation, cellular component: nucleus. Gene Ontology annotation, biological process: pattern specification process.